Messenger RNA from Tetranychus urticae (two-spotted spider mite), 840 nucleotides. Its product is annotated as homologous-pairing protein 2 homolog. Gene Ontology annotation, biological process: meiotic strand invasion involved in reciprocal meiotic recombination; meiotic joint molecule formation; homologous chromosome pairing at meiosis. Gene Ontology annotation, cellular component: condensed nuclear chromosome; DNA recombinase auxiliary factor complex. Gene Ontology annotation, molecular function: recombinase activator activity; double-stranded DNA binding. The record is from RefSeq and is a predicted model, not a curated record. Lineage: Eukaryota; Metazoa; Arthropoda; Arachnida; Trombidiformes; Tetranychidae.
UAUCUUCGUUCUUUCAUCAUAUUACAUAAGCAUUAAUAAAGUAACUUUAUUAAAGUUAAAUUAUUUUAUAUUGUGAAGUUUAAUUAAUUUUCUUAAUAUUAUUUAGUUGAAGUUCUCCUUAUUCACUUCAAGAAAGAUUUCUUAGGUUGUCUUCGAGAAAAAAAUGGCGGAAAAAGGAGUUUUAGAUUAUUUGAAGAGUGCAAAUCGACCUUACAGUGCAAAUGAUAUUCAUGGAAAUUUACAAAGCUAUGCUAAAAAAGAUGUAACUAAAGCAUUGGAAACAUUGGUCGAGAAGAAGCAGAUUAUCACCAAAGCUUAUGGCAAGCAAAAUAUUUAUUUCUUCAAUCAGGAUAGUUUUACUGAUUUUAAAGAUGGAGAAAUGCAGGAGAUUGAAGAAAAAAUUAAAAAUCUUUAUAAUGAACAUGAAAAACUUUCAAUGGAUUAUAAUAUGAAAAGAGCUGAAGUAUCCCGACGAAAGGAGAUACCGCCAUUGACCGAGAUAGAGAAAAAAUUGUCUGAUGUGCAAAAGGAAAUCAAAGAUUUGGAAGAAAAAAUUCAAACGUCAGGAUCUGUCAAAGUUGACUCUGGAAAACUCAAAGAUUGUCAAAAUGCUCACGCUAAAAUGAAAAAAGAAGUCAAUAGACGUAAAAGAAUUGCUAAAGACGCUUUUAAUGUAAUAUUAGAGCAUUAUGAAGGUUCUAAGGCGAGCCUUCUCGAGGAGUUGGAUAUUGAUAUCUCUUAACAAGAUGACCUUCAGUGUUGAAAAUAUAAUGAUUUAAAAUUUUGUGAAUUAAUUGUUCAUCAUCACUGAACAACAGAUAUAAAUAUUUCAAAGUUUCA